This is a messenger RNA of Cololabis saira (Pacific saury), 10603 nucleotides long. RefSeq names its product proline-rich coiled-coil 2C (gene prrc2c). Gene Ontology annotation, biological process: cell differentiation. The transcript is spliced from 34 exons. NCBI's taxonomy places the organism in Eukaryota, Metazoa, Chordata, Actinopteri, Beloniformes, Belonidae. The record is from RefSeq and is a predicted model, not a curated record. The coding region runs from base 385 to 8943 and encodes 2852 amino acids.
UCUGCCAUCUUUGAUUGCGCGACAGGCCGCGGCAGCGGGGCCUCAUCCAGCACAGCAGCGGUCGCUCGGGCACCACACGACGGGCACAGCGCGCACCGGCUUCCGCAGCAGCCGCCGCACCGAGCACCAGAGCCCUCCGCCGACCCGGGCCGGCGCACCGCGCCCUGCAGCCGAACACGUGGAGCCCGCUGAGCCGAGCAGCAGCUACCCACCCGCCGCUUAGUUAGCCGCCGGAGCCCGCUCCAGUAAUCCGCCGGCACAGCCGCACCGGGCCGGACACGGGACUGCUUCCACCCCCACAGGACGAGGGAGGCACCGGGGGGAGGCAGGAGACUGGUUCUGGGGACGAGGCCAGAGGACCAGACUCGAUGAGUUUCAAGCGAAAUGUCAGAGAAGUCAGGGCAGAGCACCAAGGCAAAGGAUGGCAAGACAAAGUAUGCAACCCUUAGCCUCUUCAACACGUACAAAGGCAAAUCUUUGGAGACACAAAAAACUGCUGUGGCUGCUAGACAUGGACUCCAGAGUUUGGGCAAAGUGGCUGUCAGCCGACGCAUGCCCCCUCCGGCCAACUUGCCCAGCCUAAAAGCAGAGAACAAGGGAAAUGACCCAAAUGUCAACAUUGUUCCAAAAGAUGGUAGUGGCUGGGCGUCCCGGGCCGAGGCCGGGGAAGAAAGACAACAGGAGACGCCGCCACCUCCGAACAAACCAGCAGUGGUUCAGCCCCCGGAGGCUCCUACUGGGGCCAGCCGCUCCUGGGCCAACAACAAACAGGCACAACUAGAUGGAGCUCCUCGAGUUAGCAGCUAUUUUCAUCAGGAGUUUCCCAGCUUGCAGGCAGCUGGAGAUGUGGAGAAAGGGGAAGGUCCGGAUGAAGAGCCUUAUGGACCAGGCCCGAGCCUCAGACCCCAAAAUGUGGGUAGUUGGCGUGAGGGUGGCGGCAGGAAUUUGAGCACUGCCUCCAACAACCCUGAGAAUGACAACAGGCCUCAGGAGGAGGGUAAUCCAGCCCUUGGUACCUCAACACCACCGGGAGAAGUUGAUGAAGCUAGCAGAAAUGCAGCCACCGAGGGCCAGAAGGAGAAGAAGGAGAGCAGGGAGAGGUUACCCCCCACCGGUCCUCCACAACCAAAGCUCAAUGGGGGGCAGCAGCCUCCUGCAGGGGUACCAACUCAUUUUGACCCUGCUUUUAGGAGCAUGAUGCCAACUUAUAUGUUUCAUGCCUAUCCCCAAAUGCCUUUUGCUCCUGGGCAAGGGAACUUCAGAUACCCUGUAUCUCAAGAUGGGACAAAGCUGCUCAGGAAUACUCGUUCGGGACGACCCCAGCAGCCCCCGCCUCAGGCUUGGCUUCUAGACCCAGACCGACCCUCCAUUAUCAGUGCAACUGAACUCAAGGAAUUGGACAUUUUGGAUACUGAUGGUGAUGAGGGCUGGGCAGGAGCUCAGAUGGAGGUGGACUAUACGGAGAAACUUAACUUCAGUGAUGAUGAGGAGAACCAUGGUAAAGAAAAAGGAGAAAACUGGGAAUGGAUGAGUAAAGUGGACCGCAUGAGAGCUCGUACAUCAGAUAAUCAAGAGGGCAGGAAAGAGGGACCUGAGGGGGCCAGUAAAACCUCAUGGGCAGACAGUGCGGAUCCCAGAGCACCAUCACCUGGUAGUAUGGGGCAAUACAACAAAUCUGCUCAACAGGACUACCAGACUGGCAGUCGUCCUGUUGGCAGCAAUGUGCCACGUGGAAAUAAACCACAGGCUGCAGUAGCACCUGGUACUGAUGAGGACUCUGAUGCCUGGCGACAAAAGCGGAAAAAGCCAUCAGAAGUUUCUGAAGCUGUAGAGCGUGCAAGACGGAGAAGAGAAGAGGAGGAACGGCGGAUGGAAGAGCAACGGCUUGCUGCUUGUGCUGAAAAACUUAAACGUCUCAAUGAAAAACAUCGGCAGGCAACUGAGGUCAAACCUGCCUCUGCCCAGGUCGCUAAUCACGAAGCAGGACCUGCCAAGGAAGAAGCCCCAUCAGCUCCUGCUCCUGCGUCUAGUCCUCCACCGUCAAUUCCAGUUUCACAGUCGCAGGCUCCAGUCAUCCAAGCACCUCUUCCUGAGAGGGACGACGGCGAUAGGGAAAGGGUGGAGAGAGAAGGAGAGAGAGUAGAACCAAGUGCUGAAGAUGAGCCUCAAUUGCCCCGUCAGCCCAGCCCCCCAGCUCAGAGACCUGCAGCUCCAGAGCAGCCGAGUGAAGGAGAGACCUCUCUGGCUGAGGUUGCUCCUCUGGUGGAGGAGAACCAGGCUGAUAGGACAACGCCAGUACCCACUCGUGACUAUUUUAAUGUAGAGGAAAACAGAGUAGUGGAUGAGCCCCAUCUGUCCCUGCCAAACAUGGAAACUCCUCCAGGUGGGGAGGAAGUGUCCAAUGCACCUCCACAACUGGAAGGAGAAACUGCUGCUGCCAUGCGUCCAUCUCUCAUCUCAGGCUAUUCCAAACAGUUUCAAAAGUCUUUGCCACCUCGUUUCCUCAGACAGCAGGAGCAGAUGAAGCAGCAGCAGUGGCAGCAGCAGCAGCAGCAACAGCAGCAAAGUGGAGGUUCAGUGUCUCCCUCCGUUGGGGGCAGCGUUCCCCCGGCCCAGCAGCAGCAACAUCGCUCCAUGUACCAGCCCAUGGGCCCCCACCACCAGCACCUGGCCUCCAUGGGCUUCGACCCUCGCUGGCUCAUGAUGCAGUCCUACAUGGACCCUCGCAUGAUGUCAGGCCGCCCUCCUAUGGACAUCCCUGCAAACAUUCACCCCGGGAGAAUGCCUUCAAAGCAGAUUGUGCGCAGAGAUCCAGGUGACAACUCCAGCUCUAGCUCCGAUUCAUUUGACCACUUGACACGACCAAUUCGUGACCAUGGCCUGACCUCAGACUCGCGGAUGGUAUGGGGGUCAGAUCCAUACCCACAAUCAGAGCCCUUGCCUUCUGUUACUCCUCCCAAAGGACGGGAUGAGAACAAGGAGCAACGACUGGACUGUGGCUUGGAUCUGGACCGGGGUCUUCCAGCUAUCUAUGCUCAGGACCACAGUGCUUUGGACUCUCGUAAGAAUAACUUCUUCCGGGACCCUUCAGAGUCCCUGUCGCCAUUUACACAGGGCUCGGAGGAUGUUUCAGGACCCCUCGAUCGGGUCCCUGUAAGCUCAACCUUUAAUCCGGAGGAGUCGGGCCUGGUAAGUGGGGAGGAGGUGGAAGCUCUCGGUCAAGCCAUGCUUCAGAGAAGUCUGUCACAGGGUUCCAGCCACUCCCUUAAGCUGGAUGAGCCCAGGUUUGAUGGGUUAUCCCUGGCAACGAAAUCACUUGAGCUAAAGGACACCGGAGAACUGGGCGACGAUAAGCCCCAGAAUGAACUCUACUCCCAGACUGCUGUAACUAGUAACAGGGCUACUCCUCCUGUGGACGGGUUACACAAACAAGAGAAGCUGCCUCUGCCGGCUCCCAGUAAGCAGAAAGCAGAGCUGCGUUGGGGUGGGAGAUCAGGGGUUGGACGCAGAGAAGGACCAGGAGGAGAGAGACCGGUUCGCAGGUCAGGGCCAAUAAAAAAGCCUGUCCUGAGGGACAUGAAAGAAGAGAGGGAGCAAAGAGAAGAGCGGGAGAAGCGUCACGAGAGAGGGGAGAGAGUGGAGAGAGGGGAGAAAGGGGACCGACCCAAAAAGGAUCAGUCAGCCAAAGUUACUUCCAUAGCUGCAGCUGUGACUGAAGGCUCUAGACCUCAGGGCGAGAGUAAGAGGGAAAUUACAGAGGCCGAGGAAGCACCAGCUGCUCAAAGAGCCAGAGACUCUCAGCCCUCCUCGGGGGUUCCCACCUCUUCAUCCCAGGAGGAGAAGGCAGACAAAUUGACCAGUAAUGACAAGCAUCCAGAACCAAAAUUGCCCUCUCGGAAAGAGUCCAAUCUCCCUCCCCGUGUUUACAGACGAGAGGAGAGGGAGAGAGAACGGGAUAGGGAUCGGGAUAGGGAUCGGGAUCGGGAUAGGGAUCGGGAUAGGGAGAAGGAAAUGGACAAGGACAGAGAGCGAGAGUGGCCGGCUGAAUCAAAUUUCAAAGGACGCGGUCGAGGGGAGUAUUAUUCCAGAGGACGGAGCUACAGAGGAACGUACAGUGGCCGAGCGCGGGGGAGUCGCGGCCGAAGCCGGGCGGAGUAUCCUUACAGAGAACCCAGAUUACGUUCUGACUUACCCUCCGGCGCUGCCGCCUUCCGCAACAGGGAAGAAAGUGAGACGCGCAGUGAGAGUUCAGACUUUGAAGUCAUACCAAAACGUAGACGACGCCGCGGCUCAGACACCGACUCUGAAAGUGAAGGCGGGAGGGAGUCGGCCAGUGAUACCGGCCCCUCCGACCGUGAGCCCAGCACCAAACCUAGCCGUCCACUAAGAAGAGAACUUCCCGGCGAGGCCCGCUCCGUGUCCCAUAAGCCUGGCUUUGGACCCCCACACAUGGGGGAAAAGGUCGGGUUAAGAUGUGACGAUGAAGGCCGGCCCAAGCCAGGGUUUCUUCCUAAAGGAGAGCCUUCUCGCCGAGGCAGAGGGGGGUUAUACAGUAGAAGAGGUGGCACACGGGAACGUGGAGGACCUCGCUCUGUCCCUCUCAGAAGACCCGGAGCUAGAGACUCGUCCUCUCAGUGGCCCUCUAAACCGAUGGAGACAUUCAGGCCCGAGGACGCCGAGUCCAUAAGAUAUGACAAUCCUGCCCUUGAUAGACGCCCCCCUAAAUCAGACAGUAAAAAGUUUGGAGAGGGGGCUCCUCAGAGUAGCAGAGAGAGGCCUCGUCGAUCCAGACCAGCAAGGCCCCCGAGGCAGGAUAAACCCCCUCGCUUCAGACGCUUGAAAGAGCGCGAAGCUGCAGUGUAUGCUGGGGGAGAGACUGGAACAAGUCCCUCUGUGUCUUCACCUUCUGUGCCUGCUGCAAGUGUACCUAGUUCAACAUCUGCCCCAGUUUCCAUUUCCCCGACCAUGUCCAGAGCUCCAGGAACUCCCCUAACCGCGUCUGCAGACGCGGCACCUACAUCUGACCAAGCCUCUCCUUUAGACGCAUCCUUCCAUGACACGAGUAGUCCUACUAUCACUGCAGUGGGUACCAAGUCCCCGGACCUGUCCAACCAGAACUCUUCAGAUCAAGCCAACGAAGAAUGGGAAACGGCUUCAGAGAGCAGCGAUUUCAACGAAAGGAGAGAGCGGGAGGAGAGGAAAGGGGCCCUGGAGGCUGCUAACGAAGCAGCAACGGCCUCUGCCCCGGCACCCGCCCCCCCUCAGGGCACUUUGACCCUCAAUAAAACUCCAACCGAAGGAGGGGUUACUCCACGACGGGAGGGAUCACAAGUAGCCAAAAGGAGUUUCUCGAGUCAGAGGCCUGCAGAGAGACAGAACCGUCGAGGCAACACCGGCGCCAAACCAGGCCGCAGCUACGCUGGAGGCAAGGGAGAGAGGAGAGGAGGACCCAAAACUGGUCGCAAGGGCACUGCCAUCCAGGGCUCUGAGACCUCAGCUCCAGCAGCUGGAGGAACGGGUCAGAGGUCUGCAAAAGAGCAACUUUCCCGUCGCAAAGAUGAGGCCAAACAGGCCACUAAGAAGCCCAAGGAAAACGCCCUUUCUCAGUUUGACCUCAACAAUUAUGCCAGUGUUGUGAUAAUCGACGAUCACCCCGAGGUUACCACAGAAGAUCCUCAGUCCAGUGCCAACGACGAUGGCUUUACAGAAGUUGUUUCCCGCAAGCAACAAAAACGCCUGCAGGAUGAGGAGAAACGGAAAAAGGAAGAACAGACUCCCCAGAACUGGAGUAAAAAGGGCUCUGGCGAGAAGGGCAGAGGAAGUGGAGGAAAGUUGCCACCAAGAUUUGCCAAAAAGCAAUCGUCACAGCAGCAGCAUCCUCAACAGCAGCAGCAGCAGCAGCAACAUCCUCCUCAGCAGCCGCAUCCUCCUCCACAACAACAGCAGCAGCAACAACAACAACAACAACAACAACAGCAGCCGCCACCACAACAGGCCCCACAGCCUCAGCCUCCUGUAGCCGCUGUGCCCACUUCCCAACCGCAUCCCCACCUUAAUCCCUCCCAGCCUACUGCCUCUCCUACUCUGGAAGGAGCGGUGGCUCCCCUGCCAUCCAUUCUCCCGUCUACUGCAGACUUCACCUCAAAGAGCCUUCCCCCUGGACCAACACCGACACACAGCACUCUGGGUACCGAACUAUGGGAGAACAAGGUAGCAGGCUCCACUGUCCUUCCUGAUGUCAAGAAGCUUGGUCCCAUUAGCCCUCCACAACCACCUUCUGUGAGCGCUUGGAACAAACCUCUAACCUCCUUCACUGGCACCGUCCCCUCUGAGGGUGUGAAGCCAGGAGCUGAGGGCAAUGUUGAAUUGGGAAUAGACAGUAUUCAGUUUGGAGCACCAUCAUCUGCAGGCAGUACUGAUAGUGAUGGAGGUCCCGCACUAUUAGAGACUGGACCUGAAAACAAACUACCUGCUCCCAAAGAACAGAGACAGAAACAGCCUCGAGCUGGUCCCAUCAAAACACAAAAGCUCUCUGAGGUGGAACCAGUGGAAACAAAGGAGUACAAGCCCGGCCCUAUUGGCAAAGAGCGCUCUCUGAAGAACCGCAAAGCCAAAGAUGUGCGAGGUGCAGAGGGUGAAGGAAUAGAGGCAGGAGUACCUGGAGGAGGCGUCAGCAGAGCGACGGACUCAAGUCCUCCAACCAGUGACGCCACAGUACCAGAACUGGGAGGAGACAUAGAGGGCAUGAUCACAGUCCCCUCAGCAGAGUUCACUAGUAACUCUAAGGAGUCUGUGACUGACUACACCACUCCCUCAUCCUCUCUGGCUGACAGCGUUCCAACGGGAGGGAACAAGAUGGAAGAGAGUUUAGUGGCCAAUGUGGCACUGCCCCACUCUCUGCCUCUUUCUCGCCGAGAGACCCUGCAGCAGAGCUCCAGCCUCAGCACAGUAUCUCCUGCUACUGUUGACCUAACACUAAAGAUGGAGUCUGCUCGUAAAGCUUGGGAGAACUCUCCAAGUCUAGAGAAGAACGCUCCAGUCACGUCCUCUUCUUCCCCCAUCACCUCUGGUGCACCGUCGUACUCCUUCUCCUCCGCCUCCAUGCCCCAGAUCCCCGUGGCCUCUGUAACCCCCAGCACCUCGCUACCGGCAGGUUCUGGUACCUACACCACGUCAUCCCUCAGCACCAAGACCACAUCAGCCUCGGAUCCACCAAAUAUCUGCAAGGUGAAGCCACAGCAGCUACAGGGUGGAAACCUGUCAUCCUCCGCCAGUAGCAGUAGCAACAGCAACUUCUCUCAGCUCAGCUGUGUGCCUCCCCUCCUUCCCCAGCAGCAGCAGACGCCACAGGUGUACGUCUCCCAGUCUGCAGCAGCAUUACACAAAAUGUUUUUAGGUUCUGCAGCUCAGAUUCCAGCGUUCUACAUGGACACGAGCCACCUCUUCAGCGCCCCACACCCUCGACUGGCUCCUCCUUCCCUGGCACAGCAGCAAGGCUUCCAACCCGGCCUCUCACAGCCAACAGCAGUGCAACAGAUUCCCAUUCCCAUCUACGCUCCACUGCAAGGUCAGCCUCAGCAUCAACACACACACCAGGCUCAGCUAGGACUUGGUACUGGUCCACCGGUCUCUCAACCACAGGACCUGUUCAGCUCCUCACUUCAGCCUUAUAGGUCUCAGCAGGCUUUCAUGCAGAGCAGCUUGUCCCAGCCUUCAAUGAUGCUGUCAGGCCCGUCCCUGCACAGCUACGCUGGCGUGCAAGCCCAGGAUUUGGGCAAGCCUCAGUCCAGUCUGGCCUAUCAGCAGCAAUCCUCCACUCAACACAUUCCCAUCCUGUUUGAGCCGCAGCUCAACCAGCCGUCAGGCAUGGGAGGCUCUCAGAUCAUUGACACGCACCUGCUGCAGGCUCGACAGGGGAUGAAUCAGCAUUCAAACAUGUACUCAGGGCAGGUACAGCAACACGGUCAGAGUAGCUACUACAGCAACACUCAGUCGCCCAGUUCUGCGAUGCAACAGGUCACCGUCCCUCUACCUGGUGGCCAGUUGUCUCUAUCAAACUUUGGCUCAGGUGGCGGUCAGCCCCUUCUGGCUCUACCUCCCACUCCCCCCCAAGCCCAGCCCCCCAGCAUCAACCGACAACCUCCAGUUUCGCAGCCGUACCGAAACAUCAUGGGCCCUAAUCACAAUAUGAUGCAGCCCCCGACCAGUAAGAUGGACAUGGAUCUGAAACUCUUUGGCGGUGGGAUGGAUGUGAAACCUGGUACCCCCCCUGUCGGUGCCAGGAGUACGACACCCACCUCCGGCCCUUACAGGGCCAGUUCCACCUCUCCCAGCAGCCAGUCCAGUAAGAUGAACAGCAUGCUCUACCAGAAGCAGUUCCAGCAGAGCUCUGCUGGAAUCAGAAUGGCGCAGCAUUUCCCCGGCCAGUUCAACCCGCAGAUUCUGUCUCAGCCCAACAUCGUCUCUCCCCUGGUUCGUCCUCCUCAUGCCAAUUCCUUUGCUCCUGGCAUCCAGCGUUCUGCCAUGGGUCCUCCGAUGUCACCCAAUGUUGGCGGUGGUCUGAUGCCUCACCCCCGGCCUCAGCAUCCCCAGCACAGUCAGCACCCUCCCCGAGGGCCGCCCGGCCCCUCUCUCACACCCAGAGGAACCCAGGCAAUGAAGGCCGAGCAGGACUUAAAAGCGAAGCAGCGAGCCGAGGUGCUCCAGUCCACCCACAAGUUCUUCUCAGAGCAGCAGCAGCAACAGCAGCAGAUGAAGGCUCCUCAAGUCAAUAAAAGCUCUCGGCUGGAUCAAGGAGGAAAACCCUCGCUUGACCCAUCGGCCCCAAACUACCAGGGAGGAGGAGACCGGUCAGAUACUGACAAGCCCCCUGUAUCCGCGGCCAAGCCCAUUCGGACUGGCCCCAUAAAGCCACAGGCCAUCAAACCAGAAGAGGGCAAGUAAAGCGCCUGUGUCCCUCAAAAUGAAUGGCUAGAAAAAGGAAGAGAGAACCUACCCUCAUUCACUCAGCCGCAACCUCAUAUCACCCCUGGAGGACAGUGUGGGGGAGGAGGAUGGAUUGGGUAGAGAUCCAGAUGGAAGUGGCUACGGACAGUAGGCACGGUUGUUUAAAGCGUAAUUCUCUUCCUUUUUUUUCUUCCCCUGACCUGUUUCACUGCAGGUGGGGUUAUUCAAGUUGGAUCUUUUCAUCAUACGUAGAUGCUGAUAAAAUUGCCACACAAGUUGCUGCAUAGAAAUCUUGACCGAGGAGGGUUGGAGAGAAAAUCUUUGCUGCUGAGUUUGCCUUUUUUUUCUUUUUUUUUUUUUUUUAAAGAAAUUGCUCAUUACAGUUCAUUUUUAAAGUUUUCUCGCCAUAUGGCGUUACACAUUAUAGGAGUAUUUUGUUUUUGUUAACUAAACAAUAAAUCAUAUUUGUUUUUCUAAGGAGAUGCAAUUUAGUGAAGCACAGUUUCUUUUUUUCUUUUUUUUUUUUUUCUUUUUUUGUCUCCCUUCAUAACUAAUCCAGAGAUUUGUGCACCUUGACACGCUCAACGGUUAAUCCAUGUACUGCGCGGAGACGUGAAAUCAGAAAUCCUGUAAUUUUCUUCUUGUUUUACCAGAAUGGAAAUGUGAAAAUUGCAGCAUUUGAUUGACUUUAAAGGUUGAUUUAUUGAUUUUUGUCUGCCUGUGAGCCUGUGCUCAUGCCUUCUGCUCUCAUCUCCUUGCCUGAGAAUUACAAGUGUGUUGGGGUGUGUGUGUGUCAGAUGUGUGUUCAAUGACACAAGUGGUGGGGGAGCAGCUUUUAGCUUAACCCUCCUGUAUAUUUAGCCAAAGGUUAAAGCAGCACAGAUGACAUCACAGCCUCCUAGGAUUGCUGUUGCCAUGGCAGCAGAGUUUUGAGUUGACUUUAAGGAUUGCAUGGAUGAUGUAGGAUCACUACUUGUAGUUGCUCCAGUACGGGAGCCACUACCAAACACCCUUGUUUCACACAGCUUUCACACUUAUUCUGUCUCACCGAUACACGUAUAAACACACGUUACUGUAUGAAGCAUCCAGACCCCGCUGCUAUUGACUGAUUUCAGUGCCCUUAGCGUUUAGCAGGAUAGGGCUCUUUAGAGGAAAAUAUGCAGUGAAUUGAUUGUUGAAACAUUAGAACACGUGGAGUGUGUACGUCAACCUUCACAGCGAGUGAACUGGACAGCGAACCAAGAAAAAACUAAAGGAGAAGUCCGAAGUACUGAAGCGUUUGGGGGAGAGGACGUUUGCGGUUUUGUUUUACUGAUAAAAGCAAUCAAUGCUGUUUUCUGUCACUGCCUCACCUCCGUUGGCCGUUCUACCCACAGUGCUCUCAUCUUGGGUUUGUGAUGAGGAUCCUUCAGAAAUGUACAGUAGCAUGCACCCUGAGGUGGUGAGGGCUUUACCUCACAUCUGUCCUAGCUGGGAGGAAGAGUCCUUCAUGAGGAGGAUGAAGGAGGGAGGGAGGGUAAUGACCUGUUUUUGUUUUGUUUUUUUUUUUGUUUCUUUUGUUGUACUUGUACAGGGGUUUCAUCGCUGUAUUAAAAUAUGUACGGUCUUAUUUACAUUCUUGGUUUGGUUACAGAAACUAAUAAAAAAAAAUAAUAUA